This is a messenger RNA of Acipenser ruthenus (sterlet), 1514 nucleotides long. Its product is annotated as neuronal vesicle trafficking-associated protein 1-like. Gene Ontology annotation, cellular component: membrane; endosome. The record is from RefSeq and is a predicted model, not a curated record. Gene Ontology annotation, molecular function: clathrin light chain binding. Gene Ontology annotation, biological process: endosomal transport; clathrin coat assembly; G protein-coupled dopamine receptor signaling pathway. The transcript has 5 exons. NCBI's taxonomy places the organism in Eukaryota, Metazoa, Chordata, Actinopteri, Acipenseriformes, Acipenseridae. The coding region runs from base 174 to 737 and encodes 187 amino acids.
CGACAGCUUGCUGUAGCCGGAUGAGCUGAGUAUCACCGUGCUGCAGCAGAUCUAACACUGGAGAAAACAUCACCAGGGUAACCAGUCUCAACCAGCCUGCUGCUUCUGUUCACACAAUCACACAGCAUCUGAACCACAUCUCUGCUACAGAUAUCACAAGCUGCCGGUCAGACAUGGUUAAGUUGGGAAGUAAUCUGGCUGAGAAACCAGAGAAGGAGCAGGCUGAGGAAGAUGGAUUUGAUAACAUCCCGCUGAUAACACCUUUGGAUGUGAAUCAAUUACACCAGCCGUUUCCUGACAAGGUAAUUGUCAAGACUACAACAGAAUACCAGCUCCAGCAAAAGAAGAAGAGGAAGUUAUAUGUUCCCGGCAUAAAAAAACUGAAUAUAAACCUGUAUGAUGAAGUGUCAGAAAAGGUCAAGCUGACUGGCUUGAUACUCAUUACGAUGACAUUCCUGGCCUGCCUUCUUAUGCUGGUCAUGUACAAGGCACUGUGGUAUGACCAGCUAAGCUGCCCCGAGGGCUUUGUGUUUAAGCACAAGCACUGCACUCCCGCAGCACUGGAGGUGUAUUACUCAGAGCAAGAGACAGGCUCCCGAGGAAGCCUCUACACAGCUAUCAGCCACUUAAACCAGGCCAAGAAAACCGUGCCGGAGCUGCCGUCACCAUGGUUACCAGUAAUCAACGCCUUUAAGGAAGCAGAAAAAGCUAAAGAGGAGUCAAGCCGUUCCCAGUAGUAGAACACAAGUGGGCCAACUAGUUAGGACAGCAUUCUACCCAACACAUGUAUUGUCAUUUUUAUGAUACUAUUGAGGCGCUAGACAUUUUAAAGAAAAACAACAUAGGUGUAGGAAUGGGCCUAAUUCGGAUGAUAUUUUCCCAGAGUACAAAGAAUUUAAAAAAAAGGCAGUGGUAUUUGAAGGUCAUGUGUUUUUUUGUUCAGAAUUAGGGGAGAGUAAAUGUAUUGCAUAUGAAAUCCUGGAGGUAGAACAAGUUAUAUUUUAACACUAAAAAUAGCCCCUUGUUUUAAAUAAAAUAAUAAUAAUAAUUUCAAGGACAUUUAAAAAAUAAAUCAUAUCAUACAUAGCAUUGCAUUUGAACUUUAAAAAAACAAACCUGUGUUGAUAUACUACAGCUCAUUGUGUUAAAUCACAUCAAAUUAUUAUUAAUAAUAUUCCAUAUUUUGAGUUUUCAGAAACAAUAGUUUCGUAAUAAUAAAUGAAAAUCUUAAAUAUAUUUAAAUACUGAAGUGUAAUGUUCUGCACAUUAUGCUUAGAAACAUACACACAAAACUGCCACGUAAGCUUUUUUGAAAAUAAAAACAACAACAAAAAAAACAACAUUUUACAGUUUUAAUGGAUAAAGGUGUCUGCAAAAUAAACAAAUAACAAUAAGACCAGCUGGAAAGUGCCAUGUCUAAAGAAUGUUCAAAGUAAGUAUUUUAUUAUUAUGGCUGCUAAGAUGAAUGUGUGUGCUUUAUAUUGGUGAAUAAAGGUCAAGUGUAGAUAGCUAGA